UGAGCGGGUUUAAGGUUGAGCAGCUGUCCAUGAUCCAACAUUCUAGCGUACACAAAGACGAUAGUGAAGCCGCGAGCAUCGUUAGUGAAGGAUGUUUGGAGCCCUACUUUACCGUGGGCGACCAAUGCCUCUUCUUCGCCACCUUCGCCGAGCUUAGCUACCAAGAUGCUCGUCAACUGUGUCACUCACUGAACGGGGAACUGGCAGCUGUCCUCACAGCCACACGCUUGAAGAACAUUAUUGACUACAUUAAUGACAAUGAUCUGACUGGAAGAAAGUAUUGGAUUGACGGUGACCAAGCCACUGAGGGAGACUGGCGCACUUCCUCGGGUCUGUCUGUACCUAUGGGUACACCAUUCUGGAGUGCAAACCUUGUAUUUCAAGAGCCUAAUAACGGAUAUGAUAUUGAAAACUGCUUGGAGAUGUAUGAUGCAGCAUUAUUUUACAUGAACGAUGUAAGAUGCACUAACCUCCUGACUGCGAUAUGUGAACAAGCACUGGGAAAUGACACAGCAGUAACAGCAAUGCCAGAGGUGCAGGACUGUCCCUUAACCUAUACAAGUGUGGGCGGCCUCUGUCUCUCCUUCAUGACGUGGGCGGAAGAGUCGUGGGAGGAGUCACGUCAGGCUUGUCAUGGCUUCUCAGGGGAGCUGGCUGCUGUUACUGACAUUGAACAACUGAGAGCUAUAUACCUCUACCUGCACCAGGAAG
This is a messenger RNA of Cherax quadricarinatus, 711 nucleotides long. NCBI's taxonomy places the organism in Eukaryota, Metazoa, Arthropoda, Malacostraca, Decapoda, Parastacidae. The record is from RefSeq and is a predicted model, not a curated record.